Messenger RNA from Panicum virgatum (switchgrass), 2366 nucleotides. Its product is annotated as dynamin-related protein 1E-like. Gene Ontology annotation, molecular function: GTPase activity; microtubule binding; GTP binding. Gene Ontology annotation, cellular component: membrane; microtubule; cytoplasm. Bases 320 to 2197 code for a protein of 625 amino acids. NCBI's taxonomy places the organism in Eukaryota, Viridiplantae, Streptophyta, Magnoliopsida, Poales, Poaceae. The record is from RefSeq and is a predicted model, not a curated record. The transcript has 15 exons.
AAAGCAUGUGGGCCAGCAAACAAAAAGUCGCCCACCAGCCUCCGUCCGUGCGACCAUGCCCCGUGGAAUUCAAAGCGCCACCGCGUCAUCAUCCUUGGAGGAGGUCGGCGUCGUCCUUGGCUUCGCUUCCUUCGCGGGGAGGUUCUCUUUCUUCCAGGGCGACUCUUCUUCUUCGAGCCUUCUCUCAGUGAGUCGUCCUUGGCUCCUGUCCUCCUCUCGCCCACGAAAAAGCAGCGGAACAAUACCAUCCAUAUUGGAAAGCAGGUGAGUUUCAGAAGCAAAACAAAGAGGCAAAUCAAAGAGGAACAAGAAGAAGAUCAUGGCUUCCAUGGAGGGCCUGAUCGGGCUGAUGAACCGCAUCCAGCGCGCCUGCACCGCCCUCGGAGACCACGGAGGAGGAGGCGACCUGCCCACCCUCUGGGAGUCGCUCCCAACCAUCGCCGUCGUCGGAGGCCAGAGUUCGGGCAAGUCCUCUGUACUUGAGAGCAUUGUUGGCACCGAUUUCCUUCCCCGUGGAUCGGGAAUUGUCACUCGGAGGCCACUAGUACUGCAGCUGCACCAGACAGACGAUGGAUCCCAGGAAUACGCAGAGUUCUUACAUAUGCCAAAGACAAGGUUUACAGACUUUGCCCGUGUUCGACAAGAAAUUUCUGAUGAGACGGAUAGACUGACUGGGAAAACUAAACAAAUAUCCCCUGUCCCUAUUCACCUCAGCAUCUACUCGCCCAAGGUUGUGAACUUAACAUUGGUUGAUCUUCCCGGGUUGACAAAGGUUGCUGUAGAAGGACAGCCUGACAGUAUUGUUCAAGAUAUAGAGAAUAUGGUUCGCUCAUAUGUUGAUAAGCCCAACUGUAUCAUUCUGGCUAUAUCUCCAGCAAACCAGGAUAUUGCGACUUCUGACGCAAUUAAGCUCGCAAAAGAAGUUGAUCCAACAGGUGAAAGGACUUUUGGUGUGUUGACAAAGCUGGACCUGAUGGACAAAGGAACAAAUGCUCUCGAUGUUCUCGAGGGAAGGGCCUAUCGGCUGCAGAAUCCUUGGGUUGGAAUUGUCAACCGCUCUCAAGCAGAUAUUAACAGGAAGGUUGACAUGAUUGCUGCAAGGGAAAAAGAAAGGGAAUAUUUUGAAAGCAGUCCUGAUUAUGCACAUUUAGCAAGUCGGAUGGGUUCUGAAUACCUUGCAAAGCUUCUUUCUGAGCAUCUUGAAUCUGUCAUCAAAGCACGCAUUCCUAGUAUCACAGGGGUAAUCAAUAAAACUAUAGAUGAACUUGAAUCAGAGCUGGACACCAUUGGGAGAGCUGUGGCUACUGAUCCAGGGGCACAACUCUACACAAUAUUGGACCUGUGCCGUGCUUUUGACCGCGUCUUCAAGGAACAUCUUGAUGGAGGGAGGUCAGGCGGCGAUAGAAUUUACGGUGUGUUUGAUCAUAAGCUCCCUGCUGCUUUUAAGAAGCUUCCCUUUGAUCGCUAUCUAUCUGUGGAAAACGUGAAGAAGGUGGUCUCGGAAGCAGAUGGCUAUCAGCCCCAUCUUAUCGCCCCUGAACAAGGAUACCGUCGGCUUAUUGGAACUGGCCUUACAUAUUUCAGGGGACCAGCUGAAGCGACAGUUGAUGCGGUCCACGUUGUUCUAAAAGAAUUGGUCAGGAAAUCCAUAGGAGAGACAGAGCAACUGAGAAGAUUCCCCACUCUUCAAACAGCGAUCGCCACUGCUGCUAAUGAAGCCCUGGAACGAUUUCGGGAGGAUGGGCGCAGAACAGCACUUCGUCUGGUGGAAAUGGAGGCUACAUACCCGACUGUGGAAUUCUUCAGGAACCGUCCUCAGGAUCUACCUGGUGCGGAUGCUAGUAGUAAGGCGGGAGCUAAGCCUUCAGCGGACUCGCGGGUGCCUCUGGACCGCUACGGUGACGGGCACUACAGGAACAUUGCCUCCAACGUGUCCCAGUACAUACGGAUGGUUGGAGACGAACUCUUGAAGACGAUCCCCAAGGCAGCUGUCCACUGCCAAGUGCGCGAGGCCAAGAGAUCUCUGCUGAACCAUUUCUAUGUGCAAAUCGGGAAGAAAGAGGCCGGGGAGUUUGCGCAUCUGCUGGACGAGGACCCGGCGAUGAUGGAGCGCCGGCAGCAGUGCUGGAAGAGGCUGGAGCUGUACAAAUCUGCGAGGGAUGAGAUCGAUUCUGUGGCAUGGAGCAGCAACAGAUAGAAGUGAUGAGAAGGAUUGGGAUCGCGCGCGCGGACGGACACACCAGUUUUGGGCCUUUUGGCAGCGCUACGUAGUGUAUAUGUCAUAUUUAUUUGUAUGAUUCAGAGAUAAUGAACAGAUACUGGACAUGCUUUAAUUACACGAAGUAUAUAUAUUCAGAGAUUUUUUU